This is a messenger RNA of Aegilops tauschii subsp. strangulata, 2225 nucleotides long. RefSeq lists its product as uncharacterized. Gene Ontology annotation, cellular component: peroxisome. Lineage: Eukaryota; Viridiplantae; Streptophyta; Magnoliopsida; Poales; Poaceae. Gene Ontology annotation, biological process: regulation of gene expression. The record is from RefSeq and is a predicted model, not a curated record. Gene Ontology annotation, molecular function: RNA nuclease activity.
GACGCUUACGAGGUGGUCAUGUGACGUGAACCGUGCAAUAGAGAAGAAACCAUUUCCUCCCUAUCCGCCUUUCCCCCCAACGUCCGCCGCGGAGGCCGUCUUCCCCUUCCCUGGAGUCAGCAGAGCCGCCUUCUCGCCGAAGCAGGCCCGCUACAACUAAGGCUUCCUCGCCUCCACCUCUACCUGGUUGGUGUGCCAUCUGGACGCGAUUCGUUUCGUCGGCAACCUGUUGGAUGGCCUGAUAUUCACGAUUUUGAGGUGGAUUUGAUGUGAAACACGAUGAACACGAAGAACAUGGGAGAAAACUUGAGAGGAAACACUCACAUAUACAAGACCAAAGUACACAAAUCUCGUGCCAAAUAGAGAUACACCUCAAGGAUCCAACAACAAGGAAAAAAACAUAAUGUCUUUUGAAGAUAAAGCAAUGGCUAGUCGUAUCACCUCGCCCUCAUCAAAAGCUACGGUAUCAGAAUCAGAUCUUCGGAUAAUAAAUGUUGCAUCAAAUGUGGAUCAUUCUCAAGCAAAUAACCAGGCAAGUGCAGUCCUCGGUCCAGUGGCUAUCUUUUGGGACAUUGAGAACUGCCCUGUUCCAAGUGAUGUACGGCCAGAUGAUGUUGCUGGGAAUAUACGGAUGGCAUUACGGCUGCAUCCUGUUGUUAACGGUGCAGUUACAGUUCUCUCUGCUUAUGGAGAUUUCAAUGCUUUCCCUAGAAGACUCAGGGAGGGAUGUCAGAGAACCGGAGUCAAACUUGUCGAUGUUCCAAAUGGGCGGAAAGAUGCUGCUGAUAAGGCUAUACUGGUAGAUAUGUUUCUCUUUGCUCUGGACAAUCAUCCACCGUCAUCCAUUAUGCUUAUAUCUGGUGAUGUGGACUUCGCUCCCGCUCUCCAUAUACUUGGUCAGCGUGGAUACACUAUUGCCCUUGCGAUUCCAUCUUCAGUUACCGUCUCAUCGGCUUUGAGCAGUGCUGGGAGUUUCGUGUGGGACUGGCCUAGUCUUGCCCGUGGUGCAGGCAGUGUACCCCCCAGAUCCUUAGGGCAUCGUGCUGCUGAUCCUUUAGUCUGUCCUAACAGUGUAACACCGGGGAAAUUUCCUGACAUACAGACUGAAGAGGAGGCCAUUGCUUAUAUGGGAACUUUUAGGAAUGAAUAUAGUGGCAGAACAACCAGCAACCAGAUUAAUUGCUAUAACUCUUCACAGGUCACCAGGGAAUCAUGCAAAGCUUUCUGCACUCUGGCGGAUGGCAGUUGUGGCACCGGCACGUCAUCGAGGUCACAUCAUGUAUCAGGUGGUUUGAAUGAAGUCCCAGUGAUAGACCAAGGAUUUACAGGCGAACAAUCAUGGUGGGUUCGUCCCGGUGAUCUUCAAGGCUUGAAGGGUCAACUAAUAAGGUUAUUUCAGUUAUCUGGUGGAUCUGUUCCACUUGUCCGUGUUCCUUCAGAGUAUUUAAAGCUGUUCGGAAGGCACCUGUAUGUAGCAGAAUAUGGAGCUGUAAAACUUGUUCAUCUUUUCGAAAAGCUGGCUGAGUCUUUUGUUGUCAUAGGGAAGGGUCAGAGGAAGAUGAUUUGCCUACGCAAUUCUGCUGAUAGGAACAUGAAGAAAUAUCCAAGCACACCAAUAAUUUUGAAAAAUGAAAAGAGAUUGAAUGCUACUCUCGAGGAAGGUACUAGUGAAACAUGUCAGCAGUUGAGCAGCUCAUCAGAAGAUCUCUCAGAGGAUGAACAGAACAUUAACCCUGACGUAGAUGGAGCAUAUGUGUUUGAUAGCCAUCUAUACAAGUGCAGAACAGAGGUCGAGGCUCUUCUUGUCUGUUACUUGUCGUGCCCUCUUCCACUCUCUCAUUUUGAAUCCCUGUAUGAGCAACGGUACAAGAAGACUCUCGACUACCAGAGCUGUGGAGUUGAUGGUCUGGAGGAACUGCUUAACAAGUUAAAAGAUGUUGUCGAAUUGAAUGUAGAUGAGAUCAGCAACAUGAAGUUCAUCAAAGCCAAGUCACCAAAAUGUAGUCCCUCAAAGCCAUGUUAAAUGGUGGUUGUCUUAAUAUCAGUAGUAUAGUCACUUGAGUACUUAAGAUUUUGUUUCCUCGCUGAGCAUGUUUGUCAAGCACUGGGCUGACGUCUAUUUUAAUCAUGUCGGUGGGAUAGGUGCAGACGUGCAGUUGCACAGCAAAUGCUUGCAAUAAUAUCUUGUUCUGCUAAUCUAAUCGAAUAGAUGGUUGCUUCAUUUA